GUAGCGCUCAUCUACAUGUUCCUGGGCAUGAGCAUCAUAGCCGACCGGUUCAUGUCGUCUAUAGAGGUCAUAACCUCCCAGGAGAAAGAGAUCACCAUUAAGAGGCCUAAUGGUGAGACGACCACGACCACGGUCAGGAUCUGGAACGAGACCGUCUCUAAUCUCACUCUGAUGGCCUUGGGGUCUAGCGCCCCAGAGAUCCUGCUGUCUGUUAUCGAGGUGUGCGGCCACAAUUUCGAGGCCGGUUCCCUGGGUCCCAGCACCAUCGUGGGCAGUGCUGCCUUCAACAUGUUCGUCAUCAUCGCCCUGUGUGUGUACGUGGUUCCCGACGGAGAGACGCGCAAAAUCAAACACCUCCGGGUGUUUUUCGUCACGGCAGCGUGGAGCAUCUUCGCCUACAUCUGGCUCUACUUGAUUCUGAAUGUCUUCUCGCCUGGGGAGGUGGAGGUUUGGGAGGCCGUGCUGACCUUCCUCUUCUUCCCGGUCUGCGUGGUCCAGGCCUGGGUGGCCGACCGGCGUCUCCUCAUCUACAAGUACGUCCGCAAGCGUUACCGUGCCGACAAGCACCGCGGCAUCAUCAUCGAGACGGAGGGCGCUGCAGACGGAGAGAUCAGGGGCGUGGACGGAGCAGGUGGAGCACUGGGUCCAGGUGGGUUCACCAAGAUGGACAUGCUGGAGCUGGACGGACAGAUGGCGCUGAACUGUCACGGCGGGAUGAGGGAGGAGGGAGGAAUGAAGGACGAGGAGGACGAGGCCAGGAGGGACAUGGCGAAGACGCUGAAGGAGCUGAAGCAGAGGCACCCGGAUAAAGACAUGGAGCAGCUCAUUGAGAUGGCUAAUUAUCAGGUUCUGAUGCAGCAGCAGAAGAGCAGGGCGUUCUAUCGUAUCCAGGCAACCAGGAUGAUGAUUGGAGCCGGCAACAUCCUCAAGAAGCACGCCGCAGACCAGGCUCGCAAGGUGGUGAGCAGCCAUGAGAUCACACCCCAGGAGGACGACCCUCACACCAUCAGGCUGGAUUUCGAACCCGCGUUGUACCAGUGCUUCGAAAACUGUGGCUCCCUGAAGCUGACCGUCGGCCGACACGGAGGAGACCCCGGAGUUACCGUCAAGGUGGAUUAUCGCACAGAGGACGGUACAGCAAACGCAGGUUCAGAUUAUGAGUUUGCAGAGGGAACACUGAUGUUUAAGCCCGGAGAGACCCUCAAAGAGAUCACAGUCGGAGUGAUUGAUGACGACAUCUUUGAGGAGGAUGAGUAUUUCUACGUCCACCUCAGUAACCCUCGAUUGGUUGGUUACCCUGAGAUCGGCACCGUCCCUCAGGAUACCAGUGUCACCCCUAAAGCCGUGCUGGGAGACAACCACACAGCCACAGUGACCAUCUAUGAUGACGAUCACGCAGGUAUCUUUACCUUUGAGUGUGCCAGUCAGAAAGUGAGCGAGAGCGUGGGUGUGAUGGAGGUGAAGGUGCUCAGGACUUCAGGGGCCCGGGGCCUGGUAGCCGUCCCCUAUCGGACGGUGGAUGGCACUGCCAGAGGAGGGGAGGACUACGAACUGUCAUCUGGCAAGCUGGAGUUUCAGAAUGACGAGACCAUGAAGAUCAUCGAGGUGAAGAUUAUUGAUGAUGAAGAGUAUGAGAAGAAUAAGUCUUUCACCAUCGAGCUGGGAGAGCCUGUCCUGUUGGAGAUAGGACAGAAACACGUUUUGCUGAACCAUAUAGGCUAUUUUGCCAAUUGCGACUCCAAUGAGAACAAGCCGUUAGUGGGAGCAGAGGACGAGGAGGUGGCGAAGAUGGGCUGUCCCAGUCUGGGUGAACACACGCAGGUGGAAGUGGUCAUAGAGGAGUCCUACGAGUUCAAGAGUACGGUAGAUAAGCUGAUCAAGAAGACAAACCUGGCCUUGGUGGUGGGGAGCAGCAGCUGGAGGGAGCAGUUUGUCAAUGCAGUUACUGUCAGUGCAGGAGAUGACGACGACGAGGAGAGCGGCGAGGAGCGGCUGCCGUCCUGCUUCGACUACAUCAUGCACUUCCUCACCGUUUUCUGGAAGGUGCUGUUCGCCUUCGUCCCCCCCACUGAGUACUGGAACGGCUGGGCCUGCUUCAUCGUCUCCAUAUCGCUCAUCGGCUGCCUGACGGCGGUCACCGGCGAUCUGGCGUCGCACUUCGGCUGCACGAUAGGACUGAAGGAUUCCGUGACCGCCGUGGUGUUUGUGGCGCUGGGAACAUCAGUGCCAGACACAUUCGCCAGCAAAGUCGCCGCCAUCCAGGACCAGUAUGCCGACGCCUCCAUCGGCAACGUCACAGGCUCCAACGCCGUCAACGUCUUCCUGGGCAUCGGCGUGGCCUGGACCCUCGCCGCCGUGGUCUGGCGCUUCAGGGGCAAGCCGUUCAAGGUGGACCCGGGGAACCUGGCCUUCUCCGUCACCCUCUUCACCAUCAUGGCCGUGGUGUGCGUGUUGAUACUGCUCUACCGGCGGCGGGCGGCGGUGGCCGGCGGGGAGCUGGGCGGGCCGCGGACUUGCAAGUUGGUCACGUCGCUCAUCUUCUUCUCGAUGUGGCUCAUCUACAUCCUGCUGGCUUCGCUGGAGGCCUACUGCCAUUUACCGCAGUUUUAA
Limanda limanda (common dab) is the source of this 2610-nucleotide messenger RNA. RefSeq names its product solute carrier family 8 member 4b (gene slc8a4b). The record is from RefSeq and is a predicted model, not a curated record. Gene Ontology annotation, cellular component: postsynapse; axon; sarcolemma. The coding region runs from base 16 to 2610 and encodes 864 amino acids. Gene Ontology annotation, molecular function: calcium:sodium antiporter activity. Lineage: Eukaryota; Metazoa; Chordata; Actinopteri; Pleuronectiformes; Pleuronectidae. The transcript is spliced from 15 exons. Gene Ontology annotation, biological process: calcium ion import across plasma membrane; cell communication; sodium ion transmembrane transport.